GGUGCCGGCCGCAGCCGUGUUGCGCUCUGCCGCCCGCCGCGCCGCCUCCUGCCUUCCCGCUCGCGUCGACGCGCCAUGCACGGCUCGGGUUCGCCCUGCCCGGAGAUGGGAGAUGCGGCCGCGGUGAGCGACGCGGGGACCGUUACCUCGAGGGAGGCGGGGGGCGGUUGGGGCCGGUGCCUGAGGGGAGAGGGGCGGCUGGGGCCGUUAGCUGAGGGGAUGGGGGCGGCUGGGGCCGUUAGCCGUGGGGCUCCGUCCUGGCCGCGUGGCCGUCCCCUUUCCCGGCUGCCGGGGUGAGGCGGGGUUACGCGGGGACAGCGCGGCCCGGCCGUGAGCCGUCGCGCAGGUUUCCAGCGCUAACGAACUGCCCGUCCGUGUAGCGGAGGCGACGUCGCACGUCUGUGUCUUUCGGACACCGCGCAGCCCCACUGCGUGAGUCAACCCCGGCACUCACGGCCACGAGAGCCCCGAUGACAUCAGCCAGGAAGCGCGGUUCCCUCAGGACUGGAGGCCGUGGCAGCGCCGGCUUUUUUUAGCCCCCCACCCCCCCCCUACUCCCACCCCCCCUUUCUGCAGCGCACGGCGGCGGGGCUGCAGGGCUCUCUCCGCGCCGCCCGUCCCGGUGCUCGCAGCGCAGGGGGCGCCGCGCCACCCGCACUGCCCGCGUGCUGCCGGAGCUCCGUGACGUUGGGGUUUCCUGUGCAGGAAGGCUGGGUGUUGCCUCGCGUGUGGGUGCACACCCAUCUCCUGCGCCGCCCGCCUUUGGAAGCGAGCCAAUAGCGUUCCUCCGUGCUGCCUUGCUGCUGCUCGGCGCCCUUUGGGAUCCCCCGGCACCUGUGCGCUCCCGUUGACAUUGUGGAUAUCUACGAGUCCAUCCGGGAGCGGCAGCGCCACGACAGCGAGCGCUCGACCUGCAGCACCCUGGAGCAGAACGACAUCGAGGCCGUGGAGGCGCUUGUUUGUAUGAGCUCCUGGGGGCAAAGACUGCAGAAAGGUGACAUAUUAAAGAUAAGGCCUCUCACGCCCUUCUCGGAUUCUGGAGAUUUCACAAUGCACGCUGAGGCCGCUUCUGAAUUACCGAAGGAUUGUUUAUCCACACUGUGCAUGACCCCUCCGCACAGCCCCGACUUGGUGGAGAUGUCUGCCGCCGUGCUGCUCCCCUCGCAGGUCACCUACUCCAAGCCCAGGACCGUCAUGGCAAACACAGCUGCCUGCUUGCUCACGUCCACCACCGACGCGACUCCCGCGGCCAAGCCGUCCGUUCUGAGCGUGGAGAGGCAGUGUGAGCAGAGGGCGGAAGCCUCUGCCCCUCAGCCCUGCCGGGCCAUGGCGACGAGCGUCAUACGGCACACGGGCGACAGCUCUGCUUACCACCACGGUGCUGCCGUGCGAGAGAAAGCAAAGGCAGCUUCGGGCUGCGGCACUUCUGGGGACCGGCGUGGAGCAGAGGGCCGAAGGCGUCCCGGCCUGCCGCAGGACGCGUGUGCUGCCGAUGCUUUCAUUAGCAAAGCCUCUCCGGUACCCCAGCCGUGCGCUGCUGACUGCAGCGAUGUGGUGCCUAGCAAGGGACAGCUCCCAGUCCGACCUGUUUCGCCACAGGCCCACUUACCAAAGAGCUGCAAGGAUGACUUGCAAAGAAGAGCUACCCCGGUGACGCCCGUCCCUGUGUCAAGCCCCCAGGUUCUCUGUCAAAUGAUCCCCUUGAAUGGACAAAGCGGUGUGAUUAAUGCCUACGUCAAACCUUCAGCUCCGGCCGUCUCAGCUCCGAUGAAACCUAUCUUACCGCAGGCGGCUCCGCUUUCUCAGCCUGUGCUCGUGGGGUCUUCUGUGCCUCAGGGGGCCGUCAUGUUGGUUCUUCCGCAGACCGCUGUGGCACCGACGCCGCAGUGCCCGCAGACAGUAAUGACUGUUGGGAACACCAAGCUCCUGCCCCUCGCUCCUGCCCCCAUGUUCAUCGCUUCUGGUCAAAGCUGCACCCCCCAGAUGGACUUCUCGAGACGGAGGAAUUACGUUUGCAACUUCCCCGGGUGCAAGAAAACCUAUUUCAAGAGCUCCCACCUCAAAGCCCACCUUCGUACCCACACUGGAGAAAAGCCCUUCAGCUGCAACUGGGAAGGCUGUGACAAGAAGUUUGCCCGCUCAGACGAACUGUCACGCCACCGCCGAACUCACACGGGGGAGAAGAAGUUUGCCUGCCCCGUGUGCGAGCGCCGCUUCAUGCGCAGCGAUCACUUGACGAAGCACACCCGCCGCCACAUGGCCACCAAGAAGGUCCCCAGCUGGCAGACAGAGGUGGGCAAACUGAACAGAAUGGCCACAGCGGAGAAGCCGAAAGGCAGCGGUGCUCUGAGCAUGCUCAUCCCCGUGCCAUCGCCUGUCUGUCAGGGCUAGCGGGACACAGCACCUUCUUGAAACACUGUAAGUCGUGAAGAGCUCUGCCGGCUGCAACAGAACUGACAACGCGCCCCUCUUGGCCCCCUGGGCGUGUUUGUUUGUACAUACUGCAGUUCCUUUCCUUUUAGGUCCUCUGUUAAUAAUGCUAGGUGAGCGAUCGAUCCCGUUUCCUCAUCCUAUUUGUUCCAUGGUUGGGCAGAUGCAAUCACCAGCACUUCAGGAACGCAGACCUCUUUUGAAAUGAUUUUGGCCAUAGGGUUAAACGAGCCACGUGUAUUGCUUGCUGUUAAUGUUCUGAUGGACAGUGAAACAGGGUGACUUUUAAUUUUUUAUACUAGUGUUUUCUAUACCAAAUAUAUUUUGUAUUUAUUCUUUUGGAUCUUCGCGUGCAGGCUUACUUGACCUGCGUCAGUAGAGGUGUGCAGGAUGAAACCCAGGGCUUUGAAACUUAACGACUUUCCUGUAAGCCUAAACAAAUGCAUUCAGAGCAUUCUGUAAGUAUCUAACGUUUGAAAUGUGGUGUUGGGGAUUUCCACCAUUCUGGGUUCUGAUCCUGCAACAGACGGGUGCUGUUAGACCCUCCUUGUGCAGGUGGCGUUGGAGGUCGCGCAGUCCGAGAUCUAAGCCCGUCGUUGUUUGUAAACAAAGUAAAAGCGAGCUGAAAACCAACCCAACAAAACCACUCUGGAAUGGCUUUCAGAAAAGAAGUGUUGAAAUCCAUCGGUUCGUACUCGUUGCAAGUGGAAGCUGUUGUGACUGUCAGUAAAGCUUGACACACUGGGUGUUCCUGGGUCCCCACUCUGCCCGAGCAAAGCACUGGGGAGCCAGGCUGCUCUGCUGGAUGGGGAAGCACAAACACUGUUCCGAAGCUUUGACACUAAAAACGCUGCUUUACUUUCAGCCCUACUAAAUCAGCAUAUUAAAGUCUACUGAGAAAUUGCAGAAGUGGCAAGAUAACCUGUGAAUAAUUCGCCGGGUCUCUGUUUGCAUUUCUUUUUUAUAAUACAGGAGAAAUAUAAGAUUAAGUUUACGUAUUGUGGAUGCUUACGCACCUUAUAGAGAAUUGUUCCAGACUUGAUGACCUGUAUCAGAGCGCCAGGAGAAAUACUGGGCAUGUCUUAAGAAAACAGCCACCUUUGUCAACUCGACGAUGCUCUUCACGUGGCCUUAUACUUCUCCACAGUACUUUGUAUCAAAUCACCCUUUUCUAUUAAAUGAGAUGCUCUCCCCGUU
Messenger RNA from Gallus gallus (chicken), 3627 nucleotides. It is a transcript of the gene KLF11, whose product is annotated as Kruppel like factor 11. Bases 964 to 2391 code for a protein of 475 amino acids. Gene Ontology annotation, molecular function: RNA polymerase II cis-regulatory region sequence-specific DNA binding; DNA-binding transcription factor activity, RNA polymerase II-specific. The record is from RefSeq and is a predicted model, not a curated record. Gene Ontology annotation, biological process: regulation of transcription by RNA polymerase II. The transcript is spliced from 4 exons. Lineage: Eukaryota; Metazoa; Chordata; Aves; Galliformes; Phasianidae.